Messenger RNA from Rhipicephalus microplus (southern cattle tick), 396 nucleotides. RefSeq lists its product as uncharacterized. Gene Ontology annotation, molecular function: sulfotransferase activity. The record is from RefSeq and is a predicted model, not a curated record. NCBI's taxonomy places the organism in Eukaryota, Metazoa, Arthropoda, Arachnida, Ixodida, Ixodidae.
AUGUCAGCAGAGCAAGCGGAAUCUGAUGACAUCGAUAGACAAGGCCGCACAAUCGACGGGGGCGCCACGACAACUGAGCAGGCUGGCACGCAGAUUCGGCUCGUCGAGGGCGUUCCCGUCGCCGGCUUCUGCGAAGACUGGGCCGUCCGCGCUGCUCUGCGUCACGAGCCUCGCGACGACGAUGUGUACGUGGUUGCCUACCCGAAAUCCGGCACCACGUGGGUGCACUACCUGACGAGGCGGUUGCUGCAUCUAGGACACGAGAGUCCGGCAGAGAGUGCGAUGCAGUGCAUGCUCAGCUCCAUCAUAGGCUACACCGGCAGUGACGAGCCGGGCGCAGUAAUCAAGUCGCACCUGCUUUUCGGCAGGACACCAUUUUCGGAGAAGGCCAGGUGA